AUGGCUGAGUGUCACUCUACAACGACUCCCAUUGACACUCAUGCCAAGCUUUCGGCACACAACGGUGCCAAGCUCCAGGACAGCUCUGAGUAUCGGAGUCUUGCUGGGGUUCUUCAGUACCUCACUCUGACUCGACCUGACCUGGCGUAUGCGGUUCAGGAAGUGUGCCUCUUCAUGCAUUACCAGCGCGAGCCCCAUAUGGCCCUGAUCAAUCGCAUCCUGCGCUAUGUGAAGGGCACGCUCUCCUCCGGGCUUCACAUCGGCACCGGCCCUGUUCAGUCUCUGACUGCCUACUCCGACGCCGACUGGGCUGGCUACCCGGACUCUAGAUGCUCCACCUCCAACUUCUGCGUCUACCUCGGCGACAAUCUGGUGUCUUGGUCCUCCAAGCACCAGACCAUGGUGUCUUGUUCCUGUGCUGAGGCGGAGUACCGGGCUGUGGCUCAUGCUGUGGCAGAAUAUUGCUGGCUUCGUUAA
Molecule: messenger RNA, 477 nt
Organism: Setaria italica (foxtail millet)
Lineage: Eukaryota; Viridiplantae; Streptophyta; Magnoliopsida; Poales; Poaceae
Exons: 1
Coding region: 1-477 (158 amino acids)
Source: RefSeq, a predicted model, not a curated record